GUGGUGGCAAUAACAUAACUAUUGUACCAUUUAGUAAUAGGCUUUGGAAUGCUUUGGAAUAUGUUGUGGUUUAAAUGAGUAGAAAAACUAUCAAUACACAACCCAUGAUGCAGCUUCAGCUGAUGUCCGUGAGCGACAGAAAUCUCUCCGAUCAAGAGUGGACUCCGGUAAAUGACACAACUAGAACGAUGUAGCAGCAAACGAGGUGGCUUAAAUCCAAAUCCCUAGCAACAAACGAGUGCAGCAGGCAGCAGCAGAGGGUGGGCGAUAAACCGGCCCCAGCCUGGUCAAGUAAGCCUUCAUCCCCCUCUUUAGAAAGCAAUAAAUUUCCAUCCCUGCGUUCAUUUCGUAGAGCACCUCGCUGCGGCUCUCUGUCGAAGGGAGGGUGGGAGGGAAGGGCACAAGCUCUCUGUGCGUUGAAGUGGGGGGGGGGGGUCACUCUUACAAACCUUCGUCGAGUAUUGAAUUGAUUCGGAUCCGCCUCCAGCCGGCGAGGUUGGCGAGAGUGGGAAUUAGUGAUGGCGCUCAUGCAGCGGAGGGCGCGCGUGAACCUGCAGGAGUUCAAGGCGAGGUUGGUGAAGAUCCUGGGCCCGGCCAAGGAGAGUCUGUACUGCAACCUGCUCUCCAGGUUUCUGAGUUUGCGGCUGUCAAAGGAGGAGCUUGACAGAUUGGUGCUGUCCACCAUUGGCAAGGAGAAUGUGGUUCUGCACAACAGCUUCGUGCGGGCAAUCUUCAACAAUGCUACGUGCGGCGAGGCCCCCCCGCCCCCCGCAUCCCUGCCCGACAUCUCCAAACCCUUGAAAGGUGUUCGGCGGAAAGCUACGACGUCCUCGGGAGGAGUGGACGAGGGGCCGACUUCGGCAGCAGCAGCAGGAGCGCAGUUGCAAGGCGGUCGAUCGAACGGAGAUGGAUUUGCGGGUUCGUCUCGAAAGGGUCGGUCCGGCAUCCGCGACAGGAAGGGUGCAGAGAGGCCGAGUCCGUUGGGGAGCAGCAGGGCGGAUACGUCGACGGCCAUGGAUGACGAUGUGGCGAGGAUGGUGGAGAACGGGCAUGGUGGCGGACCAGACUUGCUGCGGCCGGUGCAAUGUUCACAGUAUGGGGCGGAACAGCCGGAGACAUGGCAGGGUUCGCAUCCUGCAAAAAGAGCCCGGUACGAGGAAGACGGUGAAUCGGAAGGGGAGGAGGCAGGCGGAGACGCGGAGGCGGAAGAGGAGGACGAGGAUGUGGGCACGAUGUGGCUGACGAGGUCGAACGUGAGCGUUCCGCUGGGAAUUCCGUUCUGCAGGCCCAGUGCAGGGGGGGCUCGCAUGGCGGCUGCGGCAGCAAUGCCUCCAGGGUUGGUGACGCUGUCGAAACUGGGAUAUGGGGUGGACGACGACGACGGUUGCAGCGACAGCAUGCUGCCGUCGACGGAGAGCAUCCGGCAGCGCGUGCAGAUGGGGGGUUGUUUGGAGAGCGGGUUGGAAAGCUGCGACGCAAGCAGCGCGGAGGUGAUCAGGUUGGGGCUGGAAACGCACCUGCUGAGAAUAAUAAAGUACGUGGUGGAGCUGAAUCGGGCGAAGCGGGGAAGCCACAGAGAGGGUUCGGGGAAGGAGAACGGCAAUGGGAGUUGGUGGGGUCACAUGGAAAAGGCAGGAAGCCAAGAAAGGGGUGGGAACGAGUGGAAUCAUCAUGUGACGACGGGUAGAGAGAGGGGGUUGGGAGGAGAGGAGCAGGAGCAGGAGCGGGCGACGGUAUCAGCGCUGGACUUUUACGUGGCUAUGGAUCUGGAUCGUUCGAAGCUGGGGAUGAAUUGGUCGAUGCUGUUGGAGAAGGCGCUGCUUCGAGUGGUGUGGGAGCAAUAGCAGGAGAAGGGCGGGUGGAUGUUAUGUACUUUAUGAGGUUGGAGUAGAGGUCAUACUUGGUGCACGAGAGGUUGGGGUAGACCCAGCGGAAGGAGACGAGACCCGUUGGUGAGAUGGGCAAGAGAUGGGUAGAGCGGAAUUUUGGCAUGGGCGAUGACAGCGAAGCAUGUGCAGUGGUGGACGGGGGGUUUUUGUAUGAGAUGGAGUUUUGUGGAGAGGGAGUGGUGUAAAGGAUAGGCUGUCAGUCGCGGCAAACUCCUUGUAGAGACGAGGUUCUUUACGUUUUUUAGUAUUUCUAAUUUUUUAGGUUUAUAUUUUAUGUUUCAAAUUUGUUUUUAUUGAUUUUAGCUUUUCAGACGAAUUCGAAUUGUUGCUAAUAAAUGGCUUUUAUCUGAAGCUAUUGUUCAUUUAUUUCGAUUGAAUCGAACGGAGAUGCUGUUUUGUUC
This is a messenger RNA of Physcomitrium patens, 2290 nucleotides long. RefSeq lists its product as uncharacterized. Gene Ontology annotation, cellular component: SAGA complex. Gene Ontology annotation, molecular function: transcription coactivator activity. The record is from RefSeq and is a predicted model, not a curated record. Gene Ontology annotation, biological process: regulation of transcription by RNA polymerase II. Lineage: Eukaryota; Viridiplantae; Streptophyta; Bryopsida; Funariales; Funariaceae.